AUGUCAUCAGAUCUUCAUAUUCGUUUACAGCAUCGAUCGGCGGCGUAUGCGACGAUUCUCGUCGUUCUCGCAACGUUUGUCUUCGCUAGCACCACAUCGCAGGCCGCCGAGAAAGCCAAACAGCCGAACAUCAUUAUUAUCUUUGCCGACGACUUCGGUUAUGGGGACAUUGGAUGUUACGGUCACCCCACAAUUGCUACCCCGCGGUUCGAUCGCAUGGCCCAAGAGGGAAUGCGUUUUACACAGUUCUAUUCGGCCGCGCCGGUCUGCACGCCCAGUCGGGCAGCUCUUCUGACAGGCCGUUACCCACUACGUAGCGGAAUGGCCGGCGUGAAGGGCCGGGUGUUGUUCGCUAACUCUGAAACCGGCAUCCCCGCCGACGAACGCGUGUUGGCCGAAGAGCUAGCCGCCGCCGGAUAUCAAACCGCUUGUGUGGGGAAGUGGCACCUGGGCCACUUGCCGGAGUUUUUGCCCACCAGCAACGGCUUCGACCAGUACUUUGGCAUCCCCUACAGCAACGACAUGGGCCAGAUCAACGGACGCGGGAAAGCGAAGAAGGGCAUCCCGCUGCCACUGAUCCAGGGAACAGAGACCGUCGAGACCGAGCCCGAUCAGCGUUUCCUCACCGAACGCUACACCGACGAGGCCGUGAAGUUCAUCACCGACUCGGCCGCCAGCGACAAACCGUUCUUCUUGUACCUGCCGCACUCCAUGCCGCAUGUGCCGCUGUUCGCCAGCGAUCGCUUCGCCGGCAAUAGUGCUCGUGGGUUGUAUGGAGACGUGAUCGAGACCAUCGACUGGAGUACCGGAAAGAUUCUCGACACGCUGGCCGAACUGGGAAUCGACCAGUCGACGUUCGUCUUCUUCACCAGCGACAACGGGCCCUGGCUCACGUACAACCUGCACGGCGGUUCGGCCGGGCUAUUGCGAGGCGGCAAAGGUAGCACCUGGGAAGGUGGCAUGCGAGAGCCGGGCAUCGCCUGGUGGCCUUCGCAGAUUCCCGCAGGUGUUACGACCCAGGCCGUGGGAUCGACGAUGGAUCUCUACACCACCUGCCUGAGCAUGGCGGGCGCGGAGUUGCCUUCGGGGCGAACCAUCGACGGGGUGGACCUGACUCCCGUAUUAUUCGGUAAGUCAGACGGCGAAGAACGGUUGUUCUGCUACUAUCGCGGCCCCGACCUGUUCGCCGCCCGAUAUGGACCCUGGAAGGUGCACUUCAAAACGCAAAGCGGCUACGGACAGCUCCGCCCCGAAGAGCACGACCCGCCGCUGCUGUAUCAUUUGGAGCACGACCCUUCGGAGCAAUUCGAUGUGGCAGAGGACAAUCCCGAGGUUCUCGCUUCCAUCAUCGAGCGAGUUGAGCAGCAUCGCCAGGAAAUGAAGCCAGGAACACGGACGGGCAUGAGCGAACUGAUCGUACGGCCAAUCGAGCCGGAAGAUUUCGACGUGGUGAUCGCCAUGUGGGAGAAAUACUUCCCCCACCGCCGCGACUACAGCAAGCCGGCCGCCGACCUCCGCCGCAAACUGGCGCACGAAGACGACAUGCUGCUGGUCGGCACGCUGGACGACGAAGUAGUGGCCACCGUGAUGAUCGGCUACGACGGACACCGCGGCUGGAUCUACUACCUGGCCGUCGAUCCCAACCUCCGCCGACAAGGGCUGGGCCGCCAGAUGCUCACUGCCGCCGAAACCAAGCUGCGCCGCCUCGGCUGCACCAAGCUCAACCUCCAGGUGCUCGGCGAGAACACCCAGGUGAUCGCCUUCUACGAACGCAUGGGCUUCGCCGUAGAACAACGCAUCAGCCUGGGUAAACGAAUCGAAACAAUCGCCUGGUGCAGCUCACGAGUCGACCUCAGCAGACCGGCAGAGUGCUUACGUUCGGAGGAGUUACGAGCGGCGUUUCCUGAUGUCUACACGAAUGAACCAUACUGGCUGUCCAUCGACGAUGUCAGCCGACUCUUAAAACUCCGUGCUUCUCUGGUAGCUGGCGCACGACACUCUGAAAAGUAUCGCGGUCGCCUAAUUUAUUACGAACUAGAGGGAUCUGAAGCCUCGGGUGGAUCUGAAGUCUGCUCAGAUGGUUACUUUGACUUCUCUGAUGUCCCACCCUGGGAUACUUGGGUCGCGCUAUUUUCUGAUAAUGGUGCCCGACUCGCUGCAAAGGGAUUCUUGAUCGCCUGGGUUCCUGACCCAUUCUCUGGCCUGGCGCAAAAGGGAAUCGAUUCUUGCCCUUCUCAAUGCAUUGCCUGGGCCGACGACACGUCUGAGCCGGCUUGGGUCUACUCCAGGGAAUGUGGCACAUUUGUGGCUCUCCGCAUUGCCAAUUCCGAGGAACUCCAACCCCAGAGCGAGACGCGACCGAUGACCGCUUUUGCUGAUAUUCAGAAGAUUGCCUACGAGGGACCCGAUUCGAAGAACCCGAUGGCGUUUCGGCAUUACGAUCCGGAUGCCAAGAUCGAAGGCAAGACGAUGCGGGAUCAUCUUCGCUUCAGCGUCGCCUACUGGCAUACGUUCCGCGGCACGGGGGCCGAUCCGUUUGGUGCCCCCACCAUGCAACGCCCUUGGGAAGCGGCCGCCGACACCGUGGACAACGCCCAGAAACGUGUGCACGUGGCGUUCGAGUUCAUGGAGAAGCUCGGGGUUCCGUUCUAUUGCUUCCACGAUCGCGAUGUGGCGCCCGAGGGCUCGACACUGGCCGAGAGCAAUCGCAAUCUCGACGCUGUAGUCGAGCUGCUCAAACAAGAACAAAAGCGCACCGGCAUUCGCCUGCUGUGGGGCACGGCCAACCUUUUCAGCAACCCCCGUUACAUGCACGGGGCGGCCACCAGCGCCAACGCCGACGCGUUCGCCUACGCCGCGGCCCAGGUGAAGAAGGCCAUCGAGGUCACUAAGGAACUUGGCGGCGAGAACUACGUGUUUUGGGGUGGACGCGAGGGCUAUCAGACACUGCUCAACACCGACAUGAAGCGUGAACUCGAUCACCUGGCCCGGUUCAUGCACAUGGCCAUCGAGCAUGCCCAAUCGAUCGGCUUCAAAGGCACGUUCCUCUUCGAGCCCAAGCCGAAAGAGCCGACCAAGCACCAGUACGACUUCGACGCGGCGGCCUGCAUCAACUUCCUGCGAGCCAACGGCCUGGAAGACUACGUGAAGUUGAACAUCGAAACCAACCACGCCACGCUGGCCGGCCACACCAUGCAGCACGAACUUGACUACGCCGGCGGACAGGGCUUCCUCGGUUCGAUCGACGCCAACACCGGCGACCUGCUGCUGGGCUGGGACACCGACCAGUUCCCCACCGACAUCUAUCUCACCACCUGGUGCAUGUACACCAUCAUGAAGUACGGCGGCAUCGCCCCCGGCGGAAUCAACUUCGACGCCAAGGUGCGCCGCGAAAGCUUUGAACCCUCCGAUCUAUUUCACGCCCACAUCGGCGGCAUGGACGCCUUCGCCCGCGGGCUGAAAAUCGCCGCCGCCAUCCGCGGCGAAGGCGAACUCAAACGCCUCCUCACCCACCGCUACCGCUCCUGGGACUCCGGCAUCGGAGCCGAAAUCGAAGCCGGCAAAAUGGACUUCGCCAAGCUCGAAAAAUACAUGCUGGACAAGGGCGACGCCGAUGCGAAUGAGAGCGGGCGACAAGAGAUGCUGGAGAAUUUGGUGAACCGGUAUUUGUAA
Molecule: messenger RNA, 3672 nt
Organism: Cladocopium goreaui
Lineage: Eukaryota; Dinophyceae; Suessiales; Symbiodiniaceae
Source: the annotation of a GenBank genome assembly